AUUGUAAGAAUUAAAGUAUGUACAAUCCUUUCCAUUGAAAAUCUUAAAAUGUCGAGGGAAGAGAGACGUUCUUUGCUGCAUGAAACUGACACGGUUAAGCCACCAUUCGAUGACACGGAUACGCCGCCAGCAGGUGACACGGUAACGUUUCCAACUGACACGGUUACGCCACCAGCCGGUGACACGGUUGCGCCACCAACAGGCACAUUUACAACAACAACUAACAGCACGCAAACAUGCGUUUCACCGCCAGCAACAGAAUUCCGGAAAGCACAUGCAAUGUUUCUGCCUGUGACGUUAUUACUAUACGUCAGUGUAGGCAUAGGGUACUUUACUACACAACAAUGGAUUCAGCAUUACGUUAAGAUAAAACUGGGAUUUAAAAACGAUUCUAUGCCGGGCUGCAAUGCAUCUAAAAACUCUACGCGCUACAAAGACUUCCAUGAGGUUGAACGUCAGACGGCUCAGUGGAGCAUGUACGUGACGCUGGCGUCCAUGGUCCCUUCCUUUUUCGCGUCCGCUAUUGUCUCCUCUUAUUCGGACAGUGUGGGUCGGAAGUUCCUUUUUGUUCUAUUUUCCGGAAGCACCACGAUACGAUUAACGCUAUGUUCACUUGCCAUUUAUUUCAAAUGGGAUCUAAUAUGGAUUGUAGUGGCUAUUAGGUUGGACGGACUGUCGGGCUCAACCCAUACGAGCGGCUCGGCCGCUAUGGCCUACCUAGCUGACCUCACCUCCUCCGGACACCACAGAACAAUGGCGCUCACUAUGAACGACGGCUUCCAAAUGAUUUGUGUGACUUUGUCACUUGUUGUGGCUGGAGUGUUUGUCCGUCAGUUUGGAUUUCUACUUCCGAUGAUCGUCUGCGCGGGAAUGGCAUGUUUUGCCUUUAUGCUUACUCUUUGUUUUUUACCUGAAAGCCAUGGACGACAAAAUCGCUCAGAAGCGCAGUCAGUGUGUAGAACGUUAUUGCGAAUGACUGAUAUAUAUACCAGCAGAAGUUUUAAUCAAAAUAAAGCUCCAUAUCUCAUUUUAAUUUUCUGUUAUUUUUUUCAAGAACUUGUUGGAACACAUCGCACCAGUAUCGAAAUUCUUUACCAGCUGGGCCAGCCGUUCUGCUGGAGUGCGGACAAGAUCGGCGUGUUCUCGGCGGCUCGGCACGCCACCCAGGGUCUCGCGGGCCUUGUGUUCAUCGUUCCCCUGAAGCGGUGCAUGUCCGAGUCCUACAUUGCGGCAAUGAGCGCCUUCUUCAAUACGGGCUCUUUCAUCUUAGAGGCACUUGCAAAGAGCGAUAUCAUACUGUAUCUUGUUCCGGUACUUGCAACGUUUGGUUUCCUCGCAAUACCCAUGUUUAAGAGCCUGUUGUCUCGAAUGACACCUGCGGACAAGCAAGGUUCACUGUGUGCGAGUAUUGCGGCGAUGCAGUGCUUGUGCGGCGUCGUGGCCUCGUUCCUGUUCAGCCAGAUAUACCGAGCCACCGUGACAGUCUUCCACGGCUUUGUCUUCCUCAUCCUGGCAGGACUCGCCGGCCUCGUCCUCGUCCUUAUUGUUGUAUAUCGCAUAACCCAGUCCCCAGACGUGGAAGAUGAGGGGGACGAGAUGGAGAACGAUGUGUCUAUACAAACUGCGGAGCGAUAGUGUGUUUCUGGAUAUAGCCUGCGUUCUUAAGGAAUCUGACUAAUAACCAGCCAGUUCUCCGUUGAAUCUAUUAACCAUAAUGUUAAUUGUUGAUGCCUUGUAACCCAAAGUAAUUGUGUUAUCAUUUGAAAUGACAUUGCUUGCUGAUUACUUAUAUUGCAAUUGUUCAUGACCAAAAAAACUUGUUUGUUAUAUUAUAUUCUUUCUGAUUUUAGAUUUCCUUUUUCUGCACCUAUAACCCUUUCAAAUGAUACCAAAAUAUUGUGGGGUCACCAAGCAUAUAAAAUUCACAAGCUAGUGUUCCAUGUCGAUUAGACGUUAAAAUAUACUUAAACGACUAUGCGAAAAUCUAGGACAUUUCAAACUGUGUUAGACAGAUAAAAAGCUCGAGAAAGAAAAUGUUGGCAAAAAGUUCCAUUGGCAUUAAGUUCCAUUGAGGUUUUUUGCCAGUCGUGUAUAUAACUGUUUACUGUGUUAACUCUGUUUCUGUGCGUUUUGGUAUACUUGUACAUGAUGAAUGACUGAAUAAAACACAGAAACGCA
Messenger RNA from Mya arenaria, 2178 nucleotides. RefSeq names its product solute carrier family 46 member 3-like. The record is from RefSeq and is a predicted model, not a curated record. Gene Ontology annotation, molecular function: transmembrane transporter activity. Gene Ontology annotation, biological process: transmembrane transport. NCBI's taxonomy places the organism in Eukaryota, Metazoa, Mollusca, Bivalvia, Myida, Myidae. The coding region runs from base 49 to 1635 and encodes 528 amino acids. Gene Ontology annotation, cellular component: membrane. The transcript is spliced from 4 exons.